AUGUCGCAGAAGUACAACAGCCACAUCCUGGUGAUGGAGGACCGAGGGACUAACGGGUCUCCUGAGUCUACCGGUACCGCCAUGUCUCCUCACGGUUCAACCAUUAGUUUCCAUAACAUCCACUAUAAGGUGACGAAGAGGAGCGGCUGUCUGUGUAUGAAGAGGAAGACUACCACCAAAGACAUUCUCAUAGAUCUGAACGGGCUGAUGAAACCAGGGCUGAACGCUAUCAUGGGGGCCACAGGAAGCGGGAAGUCAUCGUUUCUGGAUGUGCUGGCAGCCAGGAAGGACCCAGCAGGUCUGGCUGGAGAGGUGUUGAUAGACGGAGCUCCUCAACCUCCCAACUUCAAAUGUCUCUCAGGAUAUGUGGUCCAGGAUGAUGUGGUGAUGGGGACUCUGACUGUGAGGGAGAACUUCCGUUUCUCUGCUGCGUUGCGUCUCCCGUCCUCCGUCAGCCAGAAGGAGAAGGAGGACAAAGUCAACCGACUCAUCACAGAACUGGGCCUCACUAAAGUAGCAGACUCACGGGUUGGUACCCAGUUGAUCAGGGGUAUAUCAGGAGGGGAAAGGAAGAGGACAAACAUCGGUAUGGAACUGAUCAUCGACCCUCCUGUUCUCUUUCUGGAUGAACCCACAACCGGCCUGGACGCUAGCACAGCUAACUCUGUACUACUACUGCUCAAGAGGAUGUCUAGUCAUGGCCGUACCAUCAUCCUGUCUAUCCACCAGCCUCGUUAUUCCAUCUACCGUCUGUUUGACAGUCUGACUCUGCUGGUUAGCGGUAAACAGGUUUACCACGGCCCCGCUCAGAGGGCUCUGGACUACUUCUCUAACAUCGGGUACACUUGUGAACCCCACAACAACCCGGCUGACUUCUUCCUGGAUGUGAUCAAUGGAGAUUCUACCGCAAUCGCCUUCGACAGGAUAAAGGCAGCAGACGACUCAGACCCAGACAGGGUAACCAGUUCCAGGCAGAACAUCGAGGACCAUCUGGUCCAGGAGUACCGGGGGAGUCAGUUCUAUGGAGAGACCAAGGCCCAGUUAGAACGCAUCACCAUGAACAGAGAGUACAGUGUGAAGACUCCCUCUCGGACCAUCACGUACAACACCUCCUUCUCUACUCAGUUCAGAUGGGUCCUGAAGAGAACCUUUACUAACCUCAUCCUCAACCCUCAGACAUCCUUCGCUCAGAUUGGAGUGACUGUAUUCCUGGCCCUCGUCGUUGGGGCAAUAUUCUUUGGAGUGAAGAAUGACCAGAGUGGCUUACAGAACAGGAUGGGUGCUCUUUUCUUCAUCACCACCAAUCAGUGUUUCAGUUCCCUGUCUUCUGCUGAGCUCUUCAUCACCGAGAGGAAACUGUUCAUUCAUGAGUACAUCAGCGGUUACUACAGAGUAUCAGUCUACUUCCUGUGUAAGUUACUCAGUGAAAUCAUCACCUUAAGGACGCUCCCUGCCAUCUUCUUCAGCUGUGUGGCUUACUUCAUGAUCGGGUAUAAAGCUACAGUGGAGGCCUUCUUCGUGUUCAUGUUGACCGUAGCUCUGGUAGCCUAUACAGCUACUGCAAUGACCAUGGCUAUUUCAGCUGACCAGAGUGUUGUGGCGAUCGCCAACAUCUUCAUGACCAUAUCCUUCGUCUUCAUGAUGAUCUUCUCAGGCCUGUUGGUGAACCUGCCCAGUGUUGUUGAGUGGCUAGCCUGGUUCCAGUACCUCAGCAUCCCUCGGUACGGACUAACAGCUCUCCAGAUUAAUGACUUUGUAGGUCUCCAUUUCUACGCAGGCAUUCCCCUCAACAGCACCCGGACCCCUGGGUAAGUGAUA
Messenger RNA from Salvelinus namaycush (lake trout), 1818 nucleotides. RefSeq names its product broad substrate specificity ATP-binding cassette transporter ABCG2-like. Gene Ontology annotation, molecular function: ATP binding; ABC-type transporter activity; ATP hydrolysis activity. The record is from RefSeq and is a predicted model, not a curated record. The transcript is spliced from 14 exons. The coding region runs from base 1 to 1812 and encodes 603 amino acids. NCBI's taxonomy places the organism in Eukaryota, Metazoa, Chordata, Actinopteri, Salmoniformes, Salmonidae. Gene Ontology annotation, cellular component: plasma membrane.